Molecule: messenger RNA, 1227 nt
Organism: Colletotrichum phormii
Lineage: Eukaryota; Fungi; Ascomycota; Sordariomycetes; Glomerellales; Glomerellaceae
Exons: 4
Coding region: 1-1227 (408 amino acids)
Biological process (GO): carbohydrate transport; transmembrane transport
Cellular component (GO): membrane
Molecular function (GO): carbohydrate:proton symporter activity
Source: RefSeq, a predicted model, not a curated record
AUGGUCGAUAUGAUGGUGAAGCAGAGGGCUGGCCAUCGUGGCAACUCGACUAGAUCAAUCCUCAUCGGACUAGCGAUCAGUCUUACUGGGUUCGUUUACGGAAUCGACACAGGCAUCAUUGCCUCUACCAUCGCGCAGACCACCUUCAAAUUAUACAUGUACGGUCCUUCAAUGGACAAUAUUUCCGUACGAGCAGGCAUUGUAUCUGGGUACUACGCAGGAUAUGCGUUUGAAAGCGGCGGUUCUGCCUACUGCAUGGAUAAAUUGUCCCGCCGCUGGACACUACUCUUCGGAGCUUGUGUCGGUGUUGCAGGGGCCGUGCUGCAGACCGCCGCCGUGAAUCCGGCCAUGAUGAUCAUAGGACGUGCCUUCCUUCUCGGGGUUCUCGACGGGCAUGGUCUAUCCGACGGCCCCCGUAUAUCUUGCCGAGCUCAGCCCCCCGGAGAAUCGCGGAUUUCUUGUUGGCCUGAAAGGAUGAUGAAAACUCUAGGGUUCUUCGUUGCUGGCUGGGUGGGCUAUGCGGGCUCGUUUGCAGUUGGUGAACUGCAGUGGCGCAUCCCUCUGGCCACGCAAAUCCCGCCUUCACUUUGUCUCGCGAUCAUGACAUUCUUCUUGCCUUACUCUCCGCGAUGUUUGGCCAUGAAAGAGCGAUACGACGACGCCAAGAAGGUCAUGUAUUCUCUUCACGCCCAUCGUGGUGCAGAAACAAUCGAGCAAGAAUUCGCCGAGAUGGUCAGCCAGAUCCAACUCGAAGCCAACAAGAAGAAAGUGUCCAACUUCUGGAAUCUUUUUACUCGACAGUACAUCCGCAGAACUCUGCUAGCUUGCUUGACGGUCAACAUGAUGAAACUGUCGGGGUCCAACAUCAUUCAGAACUACCAAUCCGUCAUGUACAACUCCCUUGAAUACGAGGGACAGACUGUGCUUCUAAAGGCGGCUGUCACGGCCAUUUGGUUGUCUUACGCGGCAUCACUCGCGUUCGAUGCCAUUGAGUGGAAGUUUUACUUUGUAUUCAUCGCCUGCAACGCUUUUGCGGGAACCAUCUACUUUUUCUUCCUCCCCGAGACGCGCUUCUGGUCUCUUGAAGAGGUGGCCGCCAAAGUUGGAGAUGAGAUCGUCAGCCCACUCAGGAAAGAUCCGGAAUUGGAUCAGCUGGAGCAGGAUGCGGCUGAUAAUAAGAGGCCGCUUCAAACCUCUUCGAAUCAUAUUGAGGAUUCGAGGAGAUGA